UUACACCCGACGUCACGAAGUUACUCCUGAAGUUACCUGGAAAAGCCAGCUACCUCGCUUCGUAGUACAGCCCUCCGGUUCGGGCAGGGAAAAUAUAAUCAUUAGCCAACCUUGUUUGCAAGUCGAAAGAGUGUACGAUUGUAUUAGGCUAUCACUGUUAUUCUCAUGCGUACACGUCCCCUCCUUCUGCUAGUGGUUGACCAUUACAUUAUCCAGUUCUGCCGCUAAAUUGCGAUAUCCACCAGAGUGUCUCUGACGGCGAGCCGUUAUCCACAGUAUUAGGCACUACAUUGGCAACCAAUAUGCCCAUCCAGGUAGGAGAGACCCUGCCAGCAGUAGAGGUGCAGGAGGGUGACCCUGGGAACAAGGUGUCCAUGGACUACCUGUUCAAGGGGAAGAAGGGGGUGCUCUUCGCUGUGCCCGGAGCCUUCACCCCCGGCUGCUCUAAGACACACCUCCCUGGGUUUGUGGAGCAGGCAGCAGAGCUGCGGAGCAAGGGUGUGGAGGAAGUGGCCUGCAUCUCCGUGAAUGAUGCCUUCGUAAUGGCGGCAUGGGGCAAGGAGCAUGGAGCCGAGGGCAAGGUGCGGAUGCUGGCUGAUCCCACAGGUGCUUUCACCAAGGCUGUGGACCUGCUGCUGGACAAUGACCAGAUAGUGCAAGUCCUUGGCAACCAAAGGUCCAAGAGGUACUGUAUGCUGGUGGAGGAUGGCAUGGUGAAAAAGAUCAACGUGGAGCCAGACGGAACAGGCCUGACUUGCAGCCUGGCCUCCAACAUCCUGUCUCAGCUGGCCUGAACUAGUACAAGCAAGUUUACAUUUCAAACUCUGUUAAUAACUGAGCCUCACCCACUCCUACCUGCACUACAAUGUCCUCAUAACAGCACUAACCAAUACUGGUCCAAGAAAGGCACUUGAAAGAUCAGUUUGGGCAACUGUUUGUCUUAUUGUGAAACAAGUGCACCAUAUACAUUUUUUUCUGAGGCACUUAACCACUGUAAACUGAAU
Molecule: messenger RNA, 1004 nt
Organism: Megalops cyprinoides (Indo-Pacific tarpon)
Lineage: Eukaryota; Metazoa; Chordata; Actinopteri; Elopiformes; Megalopidae
Product: peroxiredoxin-5, mitochondrial-like
Exons: 6
Coding region: 303-794 (163 amino acids)
Biological process (GO): cellular response to oxidative stress; hydrogen peroxide catabolic process; cell redox homeostasis
Cellular component (GO): peroxisome; mitochondrion; cytoplasm
Molecular function (GO): thioredoxin peroxidase activity
Source: RefSeq, a predicted model, not a curated record